AUGACGACUUCUGCUGGAAGGAUGUUAUUUCUCGGCCUUCUCUGCCUAUUUCUUCAAAAUGUCGCUACUUCUGAACUUGGUGUUGUCGUCGGGGAUGGGGCGGCUUCACAACUGCUUCGCCACGCGGCCCAACUACUCCUUGCCGAGCCACGGCAUGUUGAGUUGUUGAUGACGAGCCGUGAAGACCCGGGUCUAUCCCCGCUAGCCGCCGUCGACAUGAAUGCCGUGGUUGGCUACAGGAAUCUGUCGCUGCACUUCGAGGACCGGGCAUUGCGGUUUAACUUUGACCAGAUGCGCCUCCGCUCGUCGGCCAACAUUUCACACCUUUUGUGGCCUCUCGAUAUUGGCGAGCAUCAACUCGACGUCGAUCUGGAUUUACCGCGCGGCGAGGUGAAGAUGCUGAUCGGGGAGGAGACGAUGAGUAUGGCUGAGUGUCUGCUCCACGAGCCAAAGUUGGCCGGUCAUCUUGGUGGCCAAUGGAUGGUAGAGGGAGCGAUCAAUAUCAUGCGCUUCCCAAUCCACUCCCUCCUUCCCCCAAAAGCCCGCGAAUUUCUGGCGCACAACGAGACGAACCUGUUCUACCGUCUACGGUCUGUGGACAUUCACGAACAUCAGAUGACCGUCCGGGCCAUUGUCGAUCACUUCUUCUCGACCGACGAGUCGGACCCGUUCGCCACCUCAAAUACCCGUCAAUUCGGGAUGGAGUUGAAGGGGAUGACAGGG
This is a messenger RNA of Mesorhabditis spiculigera, 723 nucleotides long. The record is from the annotation of a GenBank genome assembly. Lineage: Eukaryota; Metazoa; Nematoda; Chromadorea; Rhabditida; Rhabditidae.